AUGCGCCUAAGCCCUCUUUUCGUAUCCCUUGCCAUCGCAGCUCCAGGCAUCCUUGCCAGCGUGAUCGUCCAGAUGACAGCCGAAGACUCAUCCCUUACGAUCUUCGGCAUCGAAGGCGGGCGCAAGAACCUAGCUUUCCAGACCACCGACGACACGAAAUACAUCCUCACCAGUACAGACCAAGAAGAGGCGGGCAUGGAGACCCGCCUAAAGUUGAAAGCAGGAAAUGCUUCUUUUAGGCACACAUCGGAUGGGAAAUAUGUCAACUGCCGGAUUGAGGGCUUCCCGAGCGGUGAUCUCACCGCGAACAAAGACUUCGCGGUCCAUGUCGAACAUUACCGCGAAGUCUACACGACCGCAUGGAACCUUGCCAGCCUGUCGGACACGUCCGCACAGCCGUGCGCAGAAAGGGCCGGGAUGAAGCUGGUCUGCGGGGAACAUUUCAAAGCUGGCGGCGGAGACGGAGACGGAGACCGCCCGCCUGAGCUGGCUGGGGGCGCCGCUGGUCAGGGGUGUACGCGUCGCUGA
Molecule: messenger RNA, 528 nt
Organism: Dioszegia hungarica
Lineage: Eukaryota; Fungi; Basidiomycota; Tremellomycetes; Tremellales; Bulleribasidiaceae
Exons: 2
Coding region: 1-528 (175 amino acids)
Source: RefSeq, a predicted model, not a curated record